Molecule: messenger RNA, 1650 nt
Organism: Periconia digitata
Lineage: Eukaryota; Fungi; Ascomycota; Dothideomycetes; Pleosporales; Periconiaceae
Source: the annotation of a GenBank genome assembly
AUCAGUCAGCACGCGUAUAUAUUACUCUGCAAUCUGCCCAACACUUUUCCCUUACACCAUAAUUUGUGCAAAACGAUGGAUUUCAAUCGCACAGGCUUUCUCUUCAUCCCGUCGCUAUUAGCAAUCACCUUGCACGAACUGAUCCUCAGGCGUGUAGAGGUGGACCACCUGACUUUACCCGGGGUUCUAUUAUCCGGAGUCCUCUUCUCAGUGCUGACUCUCACCUUCGGUAUAUCUAUUACUGUUCAGCUUUACGUUUCAUUCUGGGGUACUCUGUCAAUAUGGAUCCUCUUGUACCGGGCAAUCUGGCAUCCCCUCAGGCACUACCCAGGACCUUUCGGAGCAAAACUGUCGAAAUUGUGGUCGGUGAAGCAAGUCUGGACUUCAAAGUGGCACUACCAUAUCGUGCAACAGAGGCUGCACCAUGAAUAUGGUGAUUACGUUAGAACAGGACCACGUGAACUCACAAUCUUUGAUCCAACCGCUAUCCAAGCAAUUUUGGGCUAUUCUUCAGUCACCAGCAAAGGUCCAUUCUACGAUAACAUGGAAACGUCCCUCCACGUGACCCGUGAUAAAACCUUCCAUCGCCAGCGGCGUCGGAUUUGGGACAAUGGAAUGAAGAAUUCGCUCUCUACUUUCGCACCUAGGGUCGAAGAAUUCACAGACCAGCUACUCGCUCUGCUACGAAGUGAUAAUGGGAAGCCAGUUCCACUAUUACUCUACUGUAUUUACUACAGCUAUGAUGUGAUGGCAAAGCUGGCUUUUGAUCGGCCGAUGGGGUUUAUGAAGGGCGAACAAACUGAGGUAGCGAGUAGCAUAUUGUCCACAUUCACCAAUAGCUUGGACAUUAUGGGGCUCUUCUAUCACAUUCCUUGGUUUUUGAAAGCAACCGGUACGCUUUCCUCUUUUGCCGGACCGAUGAAGGAGUGGAGAGAUUGGAGUGUCCUACAGAUGAAAGACCGUAUGUCUCGUGGAAAUAAAUCCGACUUCGUCGCACACCUUAUCGAUAACACCCCGACGGACGCUGCUGGAAUGGAACUAUUGUUUGGCGAAUCGCGCCUAAUAAUCAGUGCGGGCACCGAAACCACUUCCAGCGCUCUGACCUUCGCAAUGAUGCAACUAGCCACACAUCCGAAAUACAUGCUAGCCGUCCGGAAAGAAUACCGUGACAACAAGCAAAACUAUCACUGUCAACGCACAAUUCCAAUGGUGGAUGCAGUGAUACAUGAAUCAAUGCGCUUGUGGUCACCAGUCUUUCUUCCCGCGCAGCGUGUCACUCCUCCAUCAGGAAUCCACAUCAACGGUCACUUUAUUCCGGGAAACAUGAUUGUUCAAAUGCCACCUUUUCCUAGGUUCCGCGACCCGAGGAACUUUGUUCGACCGGAUGAAUUUCUGCCGGAGCGAUGGACAACGUCUCCAGAAUUGGUACUUGACAGGAACGCGGCCACGCCAUUCAGCACGGGGCCGUACAACUGCGUGGGACAGGGACUUGCUAUGAUGGAGCUUAGAAGCGUAAUCUCCAGAGUUGUGGAUGAAUUCGAUAUUGUACUUCCCGACGGGUUUGUGGCGAAAGACUACUGGAACGGUGUCAAGGACCACUUGACAGCCGGGCCACCUCCAGGUCAGCUCGUCAAGUUUGUUCCGGUGUAA